Molecule: messenger RNA, 771 nt
Organism: Nicotiana tabacum (common tobacco)
Lineage: Eukaryota; Viridiplantae; Streptophyta; Magnoliopsida; Solanales; Solanaceae
Source: RefSeq, a predicted model, not a curated record
GCACAUCAAGGCUUUGGAUGGGUUGGAGAAUGGGCUAAUAGCGGAAGCGAUUCUGGCAAGAAGACCCCGGCACAAGUUAACCCUAUUCGGUUACAAACACUCUACCAUGCAGACAAACAGAAAAUGGACUACCAUGUCCUCGAACUAGUGACGUGGCUUCACCGUCUGAUCAGUCUGGUAAGGUUUAACGGUACCAAAGCUUUCCCCACACGAUCACCAACACGCAAAGGACUUGUUCUGGAGACAGAGACUAUGAACACUAACCCCAAAACACCUAAGGUCCAGAUUUCUCUUGAAGAUAGAAAUUUACUAGAUAAGGUUAUGAAAAGGAAAUGUUUGAUUCCCGGAAGAAGCAAAAGCCAGGAAUUUUUGUUGCCCAAAAAUCGGAGACAGGUGUGGGCGCUAAGUAGAAGCAUGGGUAGCUCACCUUGUACUGAUUUUAAACAUCCAAAGGGUAAUGUUUUGGAUAUAUUAGAUGGCUUAGAUUCAGCAUUUUGAAUUCCUAAACAAGAUUUCAAGCCAAAAGUUCAUUUUUUUUGUUUUCUUGAUUCUUAGCUACCUCCACUUUUUCUGGAACUACAGCCUCUUGUAUAUAGUCCAUCAUAUGGUGGUUGGGAAAUUGUAAUAUUGUAGCAUAUAUUAUUUUGGGAUAGUUUUCUUUUUUAAUCAAACUACAUUUAGAUUCUAAUGGAAGUGAUUGUUCAAGGGUGAUAGGGAAUGAUGUUUAUUGGGCAUUUUGUAGCCUGACCUUACUAAAACUGUUGUAAUUUU